AUGUCGGGGUCCCUGAGCAAGCGGAGCGACCUGGCCAAUGAUAACAGCCGCCUGGGGCUGAGCCUGGGGCUGCAGGCCCCCCCCGAGCCCGGGCAGCUGCUGCGCCCCAAGGGCCCCCCCGACUCCCCCCAGGGCCCCCACCUCUAUGGCAGCACAGAGCUGCAGGGUGGGGGGGGGCCGCCCGCCCCAGCCGGCGAGGAGCCGGCCAAUGCCAAGUGGGUGAAGGACGGGCAGAACCAGCUGCGCCGGGCAGCCGAGCGGGACCAGAACCGCAACGAGCUGGGCCCCCCCCCCGAGGAGCUGGAGGUCUCGGCCCGCAACGCCCGCAAUGCCGGUGGGGGGGCCCUGCCCCUGCUCAUCGACCUGCGGGGCACUGAGGAGGAUGAGGAGGAGGAGGACGAGGAGGACGAGGAGGAAGAGGAGGAAGGGGACGGGGACUCCACGCCGGUGCAGAGUGACCCCAUGACGGCUGAGUCGGAGCAGAGUGGGGAGCGGGCGCCCCGCGAGCACGGCCGCAGCGCCAGCCUGCUCUUCGGGAUGCGCAGCGGCACCGCCAGUGACGAGGACUCCAGCUGGGCCACGCUCAGCCAGGGCAGCCCUGCCGGCAGCUCCCCCGACGAUGCAGAUUCCUUCUGGACCCGCAACUCCUUCGAGACGGACUCAGACCUGCCUGCGGGAUGGAUGCGGGUGCAGGACACCUCGGGCACCUACUACUGGCACAUCCCCACCGGCACCACGCAGUGGGAGCCCCCUUCGGGGCUGGCCCGUGGCUCGGCCCCCGGCUCCCCUGGCAACACCCCCUCCGAGGAACCACCGCUCGCCUGGACGGGCUUCGCCCCGGCUGAGCGCUUUGGUGAGGGAGAUUUCUGGAAGGACCCCGCAGCGGAGGAGGCGGAUGAUGAGCCAGGAGUGCAGGAUGAGGAGCUGCCAUCACCGGGCCUGGCCUCGCGGAGCAUGGGUGUGGCCCUGGCCGAGGAGGACAAGCCAGGCUCCAAGCGCUUCGCUGUGCGCUCGCUGGGCUGGGUCGAGAUGAGCGAGGACGAGCUGGCACCAGGCCGGAGCAGCAUCGCUGUCAACAACUGCAUCCGCCAGCUCUCCCUGCACCAGCGCGGCCCCCCUGGUGCUUGGGGGGAGGGCCGGGCAAUGCUGCUGCUGCUGGAGAAUCAGACGCUGAAGCUGGUGGACCCACAGGAUCAGGCCCUGCUGCAUGCGCAGCCCGUGGCCAGCAUCCGCGUCUGGGGCGUGGGGCGCGACAGCGUGGAGUUCCCGGCGCCCAAGAGCGAGGUGGUGCAGAAGUUCCCGGUGUGCUACCUGGGCUGCGUGCCUGUCGCAAAGCCCGUGGGCAUGGAUGUCAUCAACGCAGCGCUGGAGGCAGCGCUGGCCACCGGCAGCAAGGAGCACUGGACCCCCAUCGUGGUCAAUGUGGCACCCGCCACCCUCACUAUCACCCACGAGCAGACGGAGGCAGUGCUGUGCGAGUGCCGUGUGCGGUUCCUGUCCUUCAUGGGGGUGGGCCGGGACGUGCGCUCCUUCGCCUUCAUCAUGGCCAGUGCCCCAGGCGCCUUCCGCUGCCACAUGGUCUGGUGCGAGCCCAACGCCGCGGGGCUGAGCGAGGCGCUGCAGGCCGCCUGUAUGCUGCGCUACCAGAAGUGCCUGGACGCCCGGCCCCAGGCCUCCAGCUCCUGCCUGCCUGCACCACCUGCCGACUCAGUGGCCCGCCGGGUGGGCUCCUCUGUCCGCAGGGGCAUGCAGACCCUGCUGGGCAGCCUGAAGCCCAAGCGCCUGGGGGCCCAGACGCCGUGA
Haliaeetus leucocephalus (bald eagle) is the source of this 1803-nucleotide messenger RNA. RefSeq names its product amyloid beta (A4) precursor protein-binding, family B, member 1 (Fe65) (gene APBB1). Gene Ontology annotation, biological process: regulation of DNA-templated transcription. Bases 1 to 1803 code for a protein of 600 amino acids. Gene Ontology annotation, cellular component: cytoplasm; nucleus. The transcript is spliced from 11 exons. The record is from RefSeq and is a predicted model, not a curated record. Gene Ontology annotation, molecular function: transcription factor binding; amyloid-beta binding. Lineage: Eukaryota; Metazoa; Chordata; Aves; Accipitriformes; Accipitridae.